CUUAAGUACUUCGACUGGUAUAUAGCUAAGCGAUUAAAUAGUCGCUAUUAUCUUUUAAUCCUCGAUAGCUAUAAAAGUUAUUAUUCUAUCGCCUUUAAGAGGUAUUAUAAGGAAAAUAAGAUUAUUAUAUUUUAUAUAUCGCCUUAUUUAUCUUAU
Molecule: messenger RNA, 156 nt
Organism: Fusarium vanettenii 77-13-4
Lineage: Eukaryota; Fungi; Ascomycota; Sordariomycetes; Hypocreales; Nectriaceae
Exons: 1
Source: RefSeq, a predicted model, not a curated record